Cynara cardunculus var. scolymus (artichoke) is the source of this 1784-nucleotide messenger RNA. RefSeq names its product U-box domain-containing protein 9-like. Bases 174 to 1595 code for a protein of 473 amino acids. Gene Ontology annotation, cellular component: nucleus; cytoplasm. Lineage: Eukaryota; Viridiplantae; Streptophyta; Magnoliopsida; Asterales; Asteraceae. Gene Ontology annotation, molecular function: protein binding; ubiquitin-protein transferase activity. The record is from RefSeq and is a predicted model, not a curated record. The transcript has 2 exons. Gene Ontology annotation, biological process: protein ubiquitination.
AUGCUUCUUUGGUGCUUCUGAAUUUCUGAAGAAGACACACACCGUCUUUAUGUGUUACGGUGUGUAAUUUUUCUUGGCAACUGCACCAACAACACCAUCAUCGUCUUCUGCUGAUAAUUACGUCUUGAAACAAGUCGAAUCUGGAGAAAGACGGUCGUAUGUUUAUGUAAUUGAUGGCGAAAAGUGGGGUGUUUGAAGGGGAUCAGAGCGUGGCGGUGGCGAGGGCGACGACGGAGUUGAAGAAGGAAUUACAGAGACUUGUUAAAGCGAUCAUUGAAGAUUCGUCGUCAGAGGAAGAACCAAAUGGAUUUGGAUUUAUUGAGAGAGCCAAUCAGACUUUGCAAGCUUUGAAGGAGUUGAAAGAAGGAGGGAAACAACGAUCUAUCAAGAGAAUCAAUAAUAAUAACAAUGAAAGUUCCACGUCACUUUGGGCUUCUUGCCCUCAGGAAUUUCGUUGCCCUCUCUCUAAAGAACUCAUGAGAGAUCCUGUUAUCCUCUCUACUGGUCAGACAUAUGAUAGGCCAUUUAUCCAAAAAUGGUUAAAAGCUGGGAACAGGAUAUGCCCUCGGACUCAACAAGUUCUUUCACACACCAUUCUAACACCAAAUUACUUGGUUAGAGAUAUGAUAUCACAAUGGUGCAAGAAUCGUGGUGUCCAAUUUCCUGGCCCUCUUCAGUAUGCAGAUGAAGAUGGAUUAACAGAAGCCGAUCGCGAUCUUUUCCUAUCUCUUCUCAAGAAAAUGUCAUCCACCCAGUCUGAACAGAAGGAAGCGGCUAGGACUUUGCGGUCAUUGACGAAGAGAAUGCCUUCUUUUCGGGCAUUAUUUGGCGAAUCUCUUGACGCCAUCCCUCAAUUGCUAACCCCAUUUUGCCAAAGCAAGUCUCAGAACGAAAUCCACCCUGAUCUUCAAGAAGAUCUGAUCACCACCCUUUUGAAUCUUUCUAUUCAUGAUAAUAACAAGAAGCUUGUUGCAGAGACACCAAUGGUUGUACCUCUGCUGCUGGAUGCUUUGAGAUUUGGGACAAUUGAGACCAAAAGCAAUUCCGCUGCUACCCUUUUCACCUUAUCGGCCCUUGACUCCAAUAAAUCCCUAAUCGGAAAAGCCGGUGCUUUGAAACCCCUCAUUGAUCUUCUGGAAGAGGGACAUCCAUUGGCAAUGAAGGAUGUUGCUUCUGCUAUCUUUAAUCUGUGUAUCAUCCAUGAAAAUAAAGCUAGAGCUGUGAGGGAUGGUGCUGUGAGAGCACUAUUGAAUAAAAUCAAAAACCGGGUUCAUGUGGACGAGUUAUUGGCUAUCCUUGCCAUGCUUUCAAGCAACCAAAAAGCUGUUGAAGAAAUGGGAGAUCUUGGAGCUGUUUCUUGCUUGCUUUCUUUAAUAAAGGAAACAAAUUGUGCCCGAAACAAGGAGAAUUGCAUUGCUGUUCUAUACACCAUCUGUUACUAUGAUAGAACAAAAUGGAAGGAGAUGAGGGAUGAAGAGAGUAGUUAUGGCACACUCUCUCAAAUCGCGCAAAAUGGCACUUCAAGAGCCAAGCGAAAAGCCAAUGGCAUACUCGAUAGGCUCAACAGAGCCAUCAACCUUACCCACACCGCCUGAGUUCAAUGGGUUCUCCCCAAAAAAAGACGUGUAAAUUCCACAUCUUCUAUGUCAUUACAAAUCCGAUAGCAGGGUUCAUUCGCUUCAUGUCAGGUUUGAAUUAUAGUUAACCUUGUUCCGUCUUUUAGACCUCAAUUUUGUAAAUUCUUGUCCCGUGCUUGAGAUUAUAGUCACUGUGAAUAAUUACUA